Candida dubliniensis CD36 is the source of this 1194-nucleotide messenger RNA. Its product is annotated as TFIIH complex kinase subunit. Gene Ontology annotation, molecular function: cyclin-dependent protein serine/threonine kinase regulator activity. NCBI's taxonomy places the organism in Eukaryota, Fungi, Ascomycota, Pichiomycetes, Serinales, Debaryomycetaceae. Bases 1 to 1194 code for a protein of 397 amino acids. The transcript has a single exon. The record is from RefSeq and is a predicted model, not a curated record. Gene Ontology annotation, biological process: regulation of cyclin-dependent protein serine/threonine kinase activity; regulation of transcription by RNA polymerase II. Gene Ontology annotation, cellular component: nucleus; transcription factor TFIIK complex.
AUGAGUGAAGUAAAGAAUGAAUUGGAAACGGAAGCGACUCCAGUACCAAUUAAGAAACAAAGACUAUCAAAUGAUGAUUUGUAUCGAAAUUCGACUCAAUACGAGUUAUGGUCAUUUACCCAAGAGACAUUACAAGAUGCCAAACGAGAGGCAAAUGAAAAGGGAGUCAAAAUAUCAAAAGAAAGAUUUAAGUUUGCCUUUGAGAAUGCAAAGAAAGAACACCCAGACGUUUUUGAACAAUAUCCGGAUGAAUUGAACGAAAAUAUGGUUAGUCUAUUAACCCUAGAAGAAGAGUCUACCUAUCUUGAUUUUUACAUACAAAACAUCACUACGACAUGCAAUUUUUUCAAAAUGCCAACUCAAGUUCGCUUAACGGCAGCUUCAUUUUUCAAGAAAUUUUACCUAGUCAACUCAGUGAUGGAGUUUCAUCCUAAAAAUGUACUAUAUACGUGUAUAUUCCUAGCUGCAAAGUCAGAAAAUUAUUUCAUCUCCAUAGAAUCAUAUGUUAAGGCACUAAAGGGGACAAAUACAUCUCAUAUUCUAGACUUAGAGUUUAUUGUGUUACAAAGUUUGAAGUUUACAUUGUUGGUGCAUCAUCCAAUACGAGCAUUGUACGGGUUUUUCCUAGAUUUUCAGGCUGUAUUGUUGCACCCGGAACAAGUAAUGUAUGAUGUAUCAGUGGAUACUUUGGGGAACAUGUACAAUCAAGCAAAGGAAUGGCUCAACAAGUAUUUUAUGGUGAGUGAUGUGGCGUUUUUGUUUACGCCCCCGCAGAUUGCGCUUGCGGCAAUGUAUGAUACUGACAAAAGGAUUACUGAUAAAUACUUGAAACGAAAAUAUCUUAGCAAUGAGGACAAAUUGGAUCCGAUAAAGGAACAGGAAAAUGAGCCGGAAAUUGAAAAGCAAAAUGGUGAAGAUAAGUCUGCAAUUACAUCCGAAGAACAGUCAAAAAAUGUUGUGAAAGAAAAGACUAAAUCAACCAAUAGACAGCAAUAUGAAACGUUGGUUACACUAAUGAGAAAGUGCGUAAAACUUGCCAAGCAGUCGCAAGUUGCUGAUCGUGAAGCAAGCAAGGAAAUUGAUAAAAAGUGUUUUUUUGCAUUAAAUCCGAAGAAAUUGAUUGAUAAAAGAAUCAAAAGAUUAGCUUCAGGGAAUCAGGAUAUUGCAAAAGAAGGUACAGUUGAACCUCUGUAA